UAUUCACUUGCAUGACUCUUUGGUUUUUCCACUACCAUCAUUUGUUUUGAAAACUGCAAAACCAUUUUGUCAUAAUAAUGAGGAAGAAAACCGCUACAAGAAGAGGCAUCCUCACUCAAAAACUUCCCAGAAUUCCUGAGGGUUCUCGAGCACGAUCUCACUCUCAAAAUCUCACAUUCACUCUUUCACCCACACCUUCACUUUCUCCUCCUUGCACCGAACCCAUGGCGCGUACGAAGACGACUCCAAGGUAUCCAUCCUCGUCUCAGGCAGCGGCUCCAUCCAGCGCACCAUCUCGCCCUAGUGCUUCGAAGGGAAAAUGUCCAGCCACUAAAGAUGCUCCUCUUGAACCUUCAAGGCCAAAACCAAGGUCUGUUCCUCAAUGCCCUCAGCGAGUGAAGCAACAAAAGAAAGGAUCUACAAGAACUAAAAAGGUGGUCCUUGAUGAUGAUGAAGAUGACCUAGAUGACAUUCCUCCUCAUUCAACUUCUAGAACUUCUGCCUCCACUGCUCACAAAUCACUCCUUUAUGGAUUUGUCAAAGAUAUCUUGCAAGAGUUUGUGAAUCUGUCCAACCAUCUCAUUUUCACAAGCCAACAAGAAAGAAAGCUUGUGGUAAGGAAUGAAAUUUCCUUGAAGAAAUCAAGAGAUAUAGUUCUUAUUCUCCUAAAAUAUGUGGACAACAUACAUGAGGAUGACACCAUGGCCACGGAUCAAGAAGAACCACUAGGACUGUCAGUUGAUGAAGAUUUAUGUUUUAUUGCUCUUUGUUUCAUGAAAUAAUUUUAGUUUUAGACACUUUUAUUUUUUGGAUGACUGUAUGACUUAAAGACUGUUUUAUUUGCACUUAUUUUAGUUCGGUUUAAGUGAAUUUUAAGUACUAACAUCUUUUAUGUAGGCCUCAUUCUUGAAAAUGUUCCCUCCUUUGAUGACAAAAGGGGGGAGUAGUUUAGUAGUUUCGAAGUAGUUUGAAUUUAGUAGUUUUGAAGUAGUUUGAAAUUGAGUGUGAUGAAUUUAAUUGUUGAAACUGUGAACUUGCUGUUUUAAAUGGUUUGAUGAUUAAUUGCAUACUUU
Molecule: messenger RNA, 1073 nt
Organism: Arachis ipaensis
Lineage: Eukaryota; Viridiplantae; Streptophyta; Magnoliopsida; Fabales; Fabaceae
Source: RefSeq, a predicted model, not a curated record